Molecule: messenger RNA, 2895 nt
Organism: Mus pahari (shrew mouse)
Lineage: Eukaryota; Metazoa; Chordata; Mammalia; Rodentia; Muridae
Gene: Fads6
Product: fatty acid desaturase 6
Exons: 6
Coding region: 75-1103 (342 amino acids)
Biological process (GO): lipid metabolic process
Cellular component (GO): membrane
Molecular function (GO): oxidoreductase activity, acting on paired donors, with oxidation of a pair of donors resulting in the reduction of molecular oxygen to two molecules of water
Source: RefSeq, a predicted model, not a curated record
CGCAGCAACCGAGCGCACACCCAAAUCCCCGGGUCCCCCUCGCUUGUCCCCAGCUCGGUGCGUCCAGGGAGCCCAUGGAGACCGUUCGCAGUGCGCCUCCGGGGGACGGCGCUGCUGAGGCGCUGCUGAAAGAGCUAGAACGUCAGGUGCAGGAUGUGGUGCGGGCGAGCUCUUGGUGGGAGCGCCACGGUGUGGACUGCGCCAUCCUCGCUCUCAGCCUGCUCGCCUUGCCGGCAGGGUUCCUGUGCCUACGCUUCCAUAAUAUCCUGGCCUUUGCCACUGGCAUCACAAUCUUGGGUGUGUGCCAUUAUACUCUCACAGUCAAGGGCAGCCACCUGGCCACUCACAGUGCCCUCACAGAGUCCAAACGCUGGAGCAAGCUCUUGAUGAUUUUCUUUUUGGAGGUGUGCACAGCCUUUUCUGCAGAGUUCGCGAAGUUCAACCACGUCAACCUGCACCACGUUUACACCAAUGUGGUGGGUCUGGGCGAUUCAAGCACGUGGAAGGCUCCUCUCCUCAACCGCUAUGUCUACAUGUUCCUUGGGCCGCUUUUGGUCCCCAUCGUAACGCCUCUGGUAGCUCUUGAGCAUUUGAGGAAGGAAGAGCCGAGGACGGCACUUCGGACUUUGAGCUUCAUCUGCCUGGGACUUUACUCUCAGUACUGGCUGUUCAUGAAUGUGUCAGGCUUCAAGAACCCCAGUUCAGCACUGGCCUGCAUGCUGCUCACCAGAUCCCUGCUGGCCCACCCUUAUCUCCAUGUCAAUAUCUUCCAGCACAUCGGACUGCCUAUGUUCUCCCCGGACAAGAAGCCCAGGCGGAUUCACAUGAUGACCCUGGGGGUUCUGAACCUGCCACGGCAGCCGGUGCUGGACUGGGCAUUCGGCCACUCCCUCAUCAGCUGCCACGUGGAGCACCACCUCUUCCCUUGGCUCUCUGACCACAUGUGCUUGAAGGUGAAGCCCUUGGUGUCCAAGUUUCUCCACGACAAGCAGCUGCCUUACAAUGAAGACUCAUACCUGGCUCGGUUCCAGCUGUUCCUCAGCCGCUAUGAGGAGUUCAUGGUGCAUGUCCCGCCCAUCACUGAGCUGGUGGGGGUGCAAUGAAGGCUGGGCCCCCUCCCUAGCCCAGUCCUGGCCCUCCUGUACUGCUGGCCCUUGGGGGAGGGGUGUGGACUGGUGGACCUGGAACCGUCCUGGGAUUUGAGUUAGGGGAGACUGUUGGGAGAAGAAAUGGAAUCAAUUCAGAGGCUGUACAUCCUGAUCUACCUAGGCCUCAGCUGACUCCAUCUUAACAUCCCUCCUUCUGUGGCAUCUGAGCCAGAGGGUAGGGCUAAGGGGGCUGGUGACAGGUGAGGUGGCAUCCUAUGUCCAGAAGGAGGGGGCACAGAGCCAGAGCCAGCCUCCUCGGCUCAGACCUCCUCAGUGCCCAGGCUGCUGCUUCCUCCUGUACCUUCCGAGGCUCUAGUCCCCAGGGCCCUCUCUCUAGGGUAAACAGGGUGAACAGGGUGAGGUCAUUUUUUUUUUUUUAGCAGACCCCCUGCCCUGCUCUUCACCUGAAGGAGCCUGUGCCACACUGGGCUCAGCAGCUCUAGGACCCACAGAGUCAGUGAGAUAAAAGGGAGUGUAUUUCCAGGGAAGUGCUCCAGAGGGGAGCAAGUGCAGGCGCAAAACUGGAGAAGGAACUGCCAGCUUUGAGCAUGACCUCCGCUAGCUCUGGACAACUCUGCUUUGUUCCAUGUUCAGAAGGCUCCAACUUGGAGGGGCAGAAUCACUGGGAGGCAGAUGAGGCUGGAAGAGGGCAGAGAGGAAUGAAGAGGGGGGUGAGGGUGGGGUGGGGGAAGGAGAUAGGAGAACUGAAGACAAGGGCUCGGUUUGGCUCUGGGAGGAAGGAUUACAAGCCGGGUGGGAAUAUAAUGGAGCCACUGAUGCCAACGCUAGGAGGAAGCCAAGCUGGGGAACAACACUGAGAUCCAGCCAAGCAGGCAACUGAGAGGGGCUGGGCAUCGCUUCAGCCAGAUGGCAGAGCAGAGAGGUUCAUGGAAGGGCCCAGUGGAGACUGAAGGAGGGACAGAUGAGGUUAGACCUGCAUGCACCGGGAGGCCAGGGCCGCUGUUAGGUCAUAACCAAGCUCCUCACCUCCCCGCUGCUGACAUUUUCUUUGGCUGAUUCCUGGCAGGCUGUGCUGAGCACUGGCUUCUGCUGACUAGACGUUGGGAGCCCAAAUCUUGACAGUCAAAAAUGACUCCCGGUAUAGCCAACUGUCUCCCAAGUGACAAAACUGUCCUUGAUUAAGAACAUGAGGCUGUUCUAGCUGACUCACUGGGGGGAAGGGUGCAGUGCUCUGGUGGUAUGGGAGGGUACAGGGGGAUGGGCUGGCCAGCCUGCAGGAUGGAACCCAUCUGGGGGCUGAUGUGGACUAGUCAGAUGCAGCUGCCACUGGCCUGACAACCCUUCCUGUCUUCUCCCUGAACUCCUCCUCCUUCAGAGCCCUUUCCUCCAGCGAUGGCUCCUGGGCAGCCUCUCCCCUGGGCUCCUUCUGGGUAGGGUCUAGCUGGAUAAAGGCUUUAGCUGCUGCUGGCUUCUUAUCUCUGCUGAGGAUUCUCCACACUCUUCACUCAUCCCCGUUGAGUGUGUGCCCCCUGUUCACUGCUGAGACACUCGCUCACAGCAGUUGCUCGCUCGCUCACAGCAGUUUCGGACCCAAGCACACACACCCCCCGCCCCUGCUUAGUUGUACGCUAUUGCUGCUCAUUUGAAAGGCAUUAGUUCAGAAGAGGCCUUAAGGUCUGAGCAUGCGAUUCAUCAACCGCAAGUUCUCCCUUUGAAAAAUCCAAUGACAGAAAGGGGUCCUGGCCGCGUGCUGUAAGCUAGUGAUUAAAGCUAUCUAAAUAUACAA